UUCUCAUGACCAAGAUAAAUUAGACCGAUGAUCUAAGCUGAUAUAAAGUCCCGUCUCGCCGACAGUGGAUCACUGUUUUUCCCGGAGUGGCGUGACUGAACAGAUGAAGAUUUUGGCAGUUCUGUGUGUGCUGGUGGUGGCGUCAUGGGCUAAGCCCAGUGAUGACCUUGCCACUAUCUUGACCUCUGAUCUUGACCUCAUGGCAAAGUACAUCAACUCCGUCGGCACAACAUGGAAGGCCGGUGAAAACUUCCGUCAUGUACCCAAGGAGGACCGCGUCAGUUACGCAAAAAUGAUGUGCGGUGUCCUGCCGACUCCAGAUCACAUGAAGCUCCAGGAAAAACAUAUGCACGUGCCCGAUGAUCUUCCAGCCACUUUUGAUGCCAGAACCCAGUGGCCUAACUGUCCAACACUGAAGGAAGUUAGGGACCAGGGAGCUUGUGGGUCAUGCUGGGCGUUUGGAGCUGUAGAAUCCAUGUCCGACAGGAUCUGUAUCAAGUCCGGAGGAAAGUCCAAUUUCCACAUCUCCGCCGAGGACCUGACUUCAUGCUGUAAAACAUGCGGUAACGGAUGUAACGGUGGCUUCCUCGAGGCAGCCUGGUCUUACUUCGAGAGGACUGGUUUGGUCACUGGUGGACAGUACAACACUAAACAGGGAUGCCAGCCAUAUCUCAUUGCUUCCUGUGAUCACCACGUAGUGGGGAAGGAAAAGCCUUGCGGGAAGUCCGAGCGUACUCCCAAGUGUUCCAGAACUUGUGAAACUGGAUACAACAACACGUUUGAGAAGGAUAAACACAUGGGAAUGGCUCCAUACUCCCUGAGAUCUGUGGAGAAGAUUCAAACUGAUAUUAUGACCAACGGACCGGUCGAGGCCGCCUUCACUGUCUACUCCGACUUCCUCACCUACAAAUCUGGUGUGUACAAGCACACAACUGGUCAGGCCCUAGGAGGCCAUGCCAUCAAACUCCUUGGAUGGGGAAAUGAGGACGGAUCCGACUACUGGCUUGUGGCUAACUCAUGGAACCCCGACUGGGGAGAUAACGGUUUCUUCAAGAUCCUGCGAGGACGUGACGAAUGUGGAAUCGAAUCACAAGUGGUUGCUGGUGAACCGAAACUCUAGAUGACGUCAUAGCGUCAUCCCAUCGCUGUAUCGUUUAUCUGUGAAUAUUUCAGACAUCUCUCUAACGUUGUUUGUUACUGAAUAAAACUUUAUAUUUCU
Messenger RNA from Mizuhopecten yessoensis (Yesso scallop), 1219 nucleotides. RefSeq names its product cathepsin B-like. The transcript is spliced from 9 exons. Gene Ontology annotation, cellular component: lysosome. Lineage: Eukaryota; Metazoa; Mollusca; Bivalvia; Pectinida; Pectinidae. Gene Ontology annotation, biological process: regulation of catalytic activity. The coding region runs from base 104 to 1120 and encodes 338 amino acids. The record is from RefSeq and is a predicted model, not a curated record. Gene Ontology annotation, molecular function: cysteine-type endopeptidase activity.